Messenger RNA from Corticium candelabrum, 1600 nucleotides. RefSeq names its product putative serine protease K12H4.7. The coding region runs from base 33 to 1523 and encodes 496 amino acids. NCBI's taxonomy places the organism in Eukaryota, Metazoa, Porifera, Homoscleromorpha, Homosclerophorida, Plakinidae. Gene Ontology annotation, molecular function: serine-type exopeptidase activity; dipeptidyl-peptidase activity. Gene Ontology annotation, biological process: proteolysis. The transcript has 5 exons. The record is from RefSeq and is a predicted model, not a curated record.
GAAGGUUCGAUCACGUGACCCUUGUUUGUCACAUGAUGAUGUCUUCUUCGGGAGUUGUCAUCUGUUUUUUGUUUCUGUUUCUAGCUACUGCUAGCAGCUUACCGACUUUUCGCAAAGGUCGACCGAGAGAAGGCUUUCUGGGGAGUCCUCCAACAAGAUUUCUGAUUGCAGAGUUACCAAAGGCACAUUACUUUACACAGAAACUGGACCACUUGGAUGCGAACAGUAACAUUACUUGGAAUCAGCGGUAUUUUGUGAACGACUCUUUCUGGGACAAGGGUUUUGGGCCGGUGUUUCUCAUGAUUGGUGGAGAGGGACCUGCAAAUCCUGUCUGGAACGUGGAAGGUGCAUGGAUUGAAUAUGCACAAGAGAACAGAGCUUUAACAAUACAACUGGAACACAGAUUUUAUGGGGCAAGUCACCCAACUUCGAGCACAUCUGUUGAGAACCUUCGUUACCUCACUAGUGAACAGGCACUGGCUGACCUUGCCUAUUUUCGUGAAUAUAUGUCAGAUGCUUUCAAAACUGGCGAUGCAGCGUGGAUUGCUUUUGGUGGCUCAUAUUCAGGAGCUCUUGCAGCAUGGGUCCGGCUUAAAUAUCCACACCUUUUCUCUGCUGCCAUGGCAACAAGUGCACCUGUCCAGGCUCAGCUCAAUUUUGUAGAAUAUGCUGAAGUGGUAAGUGCAUCUCUUGCAUCAAAGAGUACCAGUUGUGUAUCAGCAGUUCAGACUGCUACAACAGCAUUGGAAACUAUGGUAAAGAGUGAAGCAGGUAGAGCAGAGCUGACCAAACUAUUCCAGUUAUGUUCACCUUUAGAUGCUGAUACAAGAAAUAUAUCAAGCUUUGCUGAAUCUGUGGCUGGCAAUAUAUUCGGCAUUGUUCAAUACAAUAAAGAUAAUCGUGCAUUUGAAGGAGCUGUUGGUACAAAUAUUACAAUUGAUACCAUAUGUUCUAUUAUGCUGAACAAGGCAAUUGGAAAUGAACUGACACGGUAUGCUGCCCUGAAUUCACUGAUGAUGAAAACCUAUGGUAUAAAGUGUCAGGAAAUCAGCUACAAUGCUAUGGUAGAUGACAUGAAAAACACAAAUUGGAGUAAUGACAUUGGAGGACGUAUGUGGUUUUAUCAAACGUGUAAUGAGUUUGGCUACUACCAGACAACUGAUUCAAAGAAUCAACCUUUUGGAACACUAUUUCCUUUGUCAUUCUUCAUCAAGCAGUGCAUCGAUGUGUUUGGACCAGAAUUUGACCAAGCUCACAUUGAAAGAGGUAUUGCUUGGACAAAUGAAAACUAUGGUGGAAAGAACAUCUCAGCGACACGUGUUCUUUUCCCAAAUGGGUCCAUAGACCCAUGGCAUGCUUUGGGCAUCACAAACCAUGUCAUCGGGCCUGAGAAAUCAAUCUAUAUUGAAGGAACUGCCCAUUGUGCAAACAUGUAUCCACCAUUGGCAACAGACAUUAUUCAACUUCAGACAGCACGACUGCAAAUAUCAGAACAAUUGGAACUCUGGACACUUGAAGGUUGAAGAAUGCAUGUCAAGAUCGUUGUCGUAAUGCUUGACUGAGUCACUGUGACUGCAUGUCAGUGUUGUGUUUAUGACUG